AUGCAAGCAUUCUUAAAACAGAGAAAAGUUGAAACAGAGUAGCCAAAAGAAAUAGGCUAAUAUGUGCCAAAAGAUGCUAGAAAGGAGGUUGUUCAGGAAUUGAAACGUUCUCAUUUCGUUCUUGGUUCAGAUAGUUCUGAUUUUAGGACAAAGAAUCAAGUUGCGUAAUAAGAUUAGAACUGGAAAAUUGAUCUUGAGGAGAAGUAAAUCUAUAAUAGGUUCAGCCAGUAGAUUAAAUAGUCACAUGUGCAAAUAGGUAUGAAUAACAAAACUUCAUUUUAAACCACUCAUGAGUAAAACUACGACAAGAAGACAAUUGACUAAAAUGGAAUUAUCGCUGCUUAAGAAGCCAAGAAAGACUUGAGAAAGUCUCAUUUUAAUUUUGGCAGUUUAUCAGUUGGAGCUGACAGUUUCGUCACUACUAAUCAAGAAAGAUUUAAGAGCAAUCCUAACUUAAAUCCAGCUGAUUUACGACCAUAAAUUAAGGGUUAAGAUUCAAGAGAGAACAAAAUUGUUACUGGCAAAGAAAAGCCUAACUACCAAACUUCUAUGAAAGACUCACUGGCUUCACAUGAUUUGGCAGAAUCAUAUAAAAAUAUGUAAUAACAACAAGAAUAGGGAAGAAAUGUAAGAUAGCAUCACUUUUAGUUUGGCUAUAAUGGCGAGCAAAGUGUAAUGAGUGAAUAUCAAAAUUUCUAAAAUGAUAGGUCAAAGAGUGUUGCUCUAUCUGGACCAAUUAUAAGAUCUGCCAAUGAUAUUAAGAAAACGACUAUAGAACUAGGAAAUAAAUGGCAUUAGAAUGAUUACACUUCAAUGAUGAAGAUGAAUCAUUAAGUUAACAGUUUGACAAAUAGAGAGCCUUCUAAUGGGCUAAGUGCUACUGAACUUGCUAAUGUCGCUAAAUUGGAUCUUAGAAAAAGUCAUUUUAUGGUUGGAAGUGCUCCAACUAUCAACGAAAGUUCAGCUAAAAGUGCAUUUAAAUCUCAUGAUAUCACAAAUGAUUUAAAGAAUGAGAAGCUUGCAAUAUAAUCUAGAAUGUAGAAGGGGAAUUUCAAAAUAGGUGAUGAAAAAGCCUAAGCUACUUAAUUUGAUACUUCAUAUAAGGCGGGUCUUGCAUCAGCUGAUAGAAUUCAUAAUGAAAUAUAGAAUAAAUCCGAGGAGAAAAAGCCAGUUUAUCCUUCAAUCAAUCUCGGCUUCGGCCAAAAUGACUACAUUUCUGAAGCGAAAUCAAAAUUCCAAGCAGUUUAAGGAGAUAAAGAAAUGGCAACUAAGAGUAUCAUUGAAAAGAAUAGAAAUCCUCACUUUAAGUUUGGAGAUGGAUUAAGCCACGACAUGACUUCAGUCUCAAAGCAGUAAUUUGACUACAAGGGUAAUGCAUCUGAAAUCAGAGGUUUCCUAGAUGAAUCUAGAAAAUAAGAUUUAAAGCAGCAUCAUUUUGCUAUGGGUUCUCACACUACUGAAUAUUAAACUUCAAAUCAAAAGCAACUUAAUACUGAUUAAACCAAUAAUUAACUCUCAGCAGGUGCCAAAUUUGAGACAAAGAGUCUUUUGAAAAAUAGUGGACAAAGAAUAUUUGGAGGAAACAUGCCUCAAGGUAUUCAAGUAGGAGCAGGGGCAGAUUACAAGACUACUAACCAGAGCUAUAUCAAGUGGAUCCAACCAGCACCGACACAGAUACAAAUGAAUAUGGGUGGACCCUCAAAGCAAUGA
Molecule: messenger RNA, 1710 nt
Organism: Stylonychia lemnae
Lineage: Eukaryota; Ciliophora; Spirotrichea; Sporadotrichida; Oxytrichidae
Source: the annotation of a GenBank genome assembly